CAAGGGACAAAGUUACCAGCAGAUUUCUGGACUCUUAAUUCUAUCAUCCUUGUUACGUGGAUAUGCUACACCCCAAUUUCCUCUGUCAUAAGCCUAAAGCUAUGGAAACCGGAAGAAUGAAUAGUUCAAGGCAUCGUCCGUUACACACUUGUGGACUUUCAAUCUUAGUCAUUGUUGAUAUGGUGAUGGGAAAAACACAAGAUAUGAAUGGACCAUUAGGUUCAACGUUGGAAAGGGUAAUGAAGUUAGCCAAAUUCGCCGUGCCCCUUAUCUACGCCAUGCAAAUCUAUUGGCUUACGAUUCUCUCCUUCAUCGAUGAUGCCAUUCUAGCAACUGAAAAAGUUAUAGAGAAACUGUUUCCGCCUUCGACACGCGUGUUCGACAAAGUUGAUGAAAUUGUGGUAACGAUGGCGUCCUUUCCCGAGAAAUUUGAAGGUGCAAUGAACAAGUUUCCUACAAUAAUCCAUGAGGUCCCCUUUCUGAAUCGGGCACUGACCCUUGUGAUCUCAAGGUUGAACAGUUUGGUCUCGACGUUGAAACGUUGGGGAUAUGAAAACUCAUGGUGGAACGAGAGAACCGGUGUUGAUAGGAGAUGCAAUGAAGGGUACAUGGAUUUGGAAAACUUUCCUCCUAUAAUAUCAGAGUGUGAAUAUAAAGGGGCUCAUGACAUUGCAUUCCGAGGUCUCGUAAAAGGGUCAUACAAGGAAGCUUUGGAGAGAGGGAAAGAAGAUGACCCACAAGAAAAAAUGGAGAUAGGGAAGGUAGAUGAUAGAGGUGAUGAUUGUGAAGGCAAAGAAGAAAGAGAGAGUAAUCAUGAGAAUAAUAAAGAGUGUGAUGAUGAUGAUGAUGCUAUUGUGAAUUGUCAAGUUGGAGAAAGUGUGAAAGAUGCCCUUUUGGAAUUGUUUGAGUCUGCAUGGGUCAUGAAAGAUGAUGAUAGUUAAUUAACAAAAUUUAUCACAUAACAAUUAUGAUUACAAUCCAUCUAUAUUGGAUUGUUUCUUUCUGUAAACUAAUAUUUUCAUUUUUGUAUCUUACGAAGAUUGAUUAGAACUAUAGAAAUGUGUAGUUCCAGACUAUACAUAAAUUUCUACGUUAUUAGAACCAAAAAGAGGCACGUGGACAAUGAA
Messenger RNA from Vigna unguiculata (cowpea), 1127 nucleotides. RefSeq lists its product as uncharacterized. The record is from RefSeq and is a predicted model, not a curated record. Lineage: Eukaryota; Viridiplantae; Streptophyta; Magnoliopsida; Fabales; Fabaceae.